Trichoderma aggressivum f. europaeum is the source of this 1608-nucleotide messenger RNA. RefSeq lists its product as uncharacterized. Gene Ontology annotation, cellular component: membrane. Gene Ontology annotation, biological process: transmembrane transport. NCBI's taxonomy places the organism in Eukaryota, Fungi, Ascomycota, Sordariomycetes, Hypocreales, Hypocreaceae. The record is from RefSeq and is a predicted model, not a curated record. The transcript has 3 exons. Bases 1 to 1608 code for a protein of 535 amino acids. Gene Ontology annotation, molecular function: transmembrane transporter activity.
AUGGAAGACUACAGCAACGACCCCAAACAUGGCCUCACCCCGGAGGCUGCCGCCCUGGCACAACUGGGUCACAAGCAAGAACUCAAGCGGAAUUUCUCCUUGAUUUCUAUGCUGGGUCUUGCUUUUGCCAUUCUCAACACAUGGACCGCCUUGGCCGCUUCAAUCACACUCGCUCUCCCCUCCGGCGGCGCUAGUUCCGUCAUCUGGGGUCUGAUCGUGGCCGGCAUCUGCAAUCUGUGUCAGGCCGCUUCUCUCGCCGAGUUCCUCUCCGCCUAUCCCACGGCCGGAGGUCAGUAUCACUGGGCCGCCAUUGUUUCAUGGAAGCGAUGGAGCCGCGGCAUUAGCUACGUGACGGGGUGGAUCAAUGUCUCCGGCUGGGUUGCCCUUAGUGCUACCGGCGGUUUGCUUGGCAGCACCUUCAUCAUGAACAUCAUUUCGCUGCUUCACCCCGACUUUGAGCCCAAGGCCUGGCAUCAAUUCUUGAUUUACAUCGCCUUCGCUCUCAUUGCCUUGGUCAUCAAUGCCUUCAUGACCAGAAUCCUGCCUCUCUUCACCAAGGCUGCCUUUUUCUGGUCGGUUGCCGGCUUCGUCAUCAUCAGCAUUACGGUCUUGGCGACCGCGUCCCCGGAUUACCAGUCUGGCGAGUUUGUCUACGGCAACUUCAUCAAUGAGGUUGGCUGGCCCGAUGGAAUGGCUUGGCUGCUCGGAUUGCUGCAGGGAGCAUUUGCCUUGACAGGUUUCGAUGCGGUUGCCCACAUGAUUGAGGAAAUCCCGGAGCCACAGAAGGAGGGCCCCAAGAUCAUGCUGUACUGCAUCGGCAUUGGCAUGUUCACUGGAUUCAUCUUUCUCACCGCGCUGCUCUUCUGCAUCAAGGACGUCGACAACGUCAUCAGCGCUGCUUACGGCCCGCUGCUGCAGAUCUUCAUGGACGCAACCAACAGCAAGGCUGGCAGCGUGUGCCUGCUCAUGUUCCCCCUCGUCUGCAUGCUCUUCACCACCGUCACCCUGGUCGCCACCAGUACCCGAAUGAGCUACGCUUUCGCUCGCGACCGAGGAAUGCCCUUCAGCAGCGUCUUCGCUCAGGUGCACCCUACUCUCGACGUGCCCAUCAACGCUCUGCUCUGGACUGUGGCUUGGGUCAUCAUCUUUGGCUGCAUCUUCCUGGGCUCUAGCAGCACCUUCAACGCCAUCACAUCGGCGUCCGUUGUGGCUCUCGGCGUCACCUACGCCAUUCCCCCGGCGAUCAAUGUCCUCCGCGGCCGAAAGAUGCUCCCGGAGAAUCGCUCUUUCAAGAUUCCCGAGCCUUUCGGCUGGAUUAUGAACCUGGUUGGAAUCAUGUGGGCUAUCUUGACCACCGUCUUGUUCGUGUUCCCUCCGGAGCUUCCAGUCACCCCCGCCAACAUGAACUACUGCAUUGUCGCCUUUGGCAUCAUUCUCCUCAUUUCGGGCGGUACUUGGAUUUUCGGCGGCCGAAAGACGUACAAGGGACCUGUCGUGGACAUCCAGGGCAUGUUCCACGGCACCGUUGACGGCUUGGAUGGCCUGGAAGGCCUGGACGCUGCGCAGUCGGAUAGCGUUCGCGAGGAUCACUCUGCGGAAAAGAAGUAA